AGGCUUGGAAUGCACGAUAUUGCUCUGAGCAUGAGCACAUGUCAGUGAUCUGUGAGCGAGGCUUGAAGCCCAUGACAGCAUUCUGACAUUGAGGCUUGAUGUUUGAGUGCAGAAGGAAUGAGAAAGUUACUAGUCUGAAUGAAGGAAGAACACAAAGGUGAAUAGAGGUAAUAAGAACACGAGAAGUCACAUUCCUCUUCGUUCGGACUGAAGGAUUGCUGGAGUUUCAAGUAUCACCUGAUAGUAAUAAUGAUCAUUCAAAUUGGAACGUGGAAAUAAGUUUUUGCAACAUUGUUGCUGAGCUCUGGGGACUCCGGGGUUACAUUUGUUUGUCUCCCCUUAGAAGAGGAAUCUCUUUAUUUCCACGAUGAGGCUUAGCAGUGUACUCCGCUUUCCCUAUGACUUUGGUGGACGGGACGUGGCACACUGGUUCCCGGGACAUAUGGCUAAAGGAAUGAAACAGAUGAGGGCUAAAUUAACAAAAGUGGACUGUAUUGUGGAAGUACAUGAUGCAAGAAUUCCUUUAUCUGGUCGAAAUCCUUUCUUUAAAGAGCACCUUGGAAUUAAGCCCCACCUUCUUAUACUCAACAAACUGGACCUAGCUGACCUGACUCAUCAAAAUAGGAUCAUCACACAGCUAAGAAAGCAGGAAGUUGGAAAGGUUAUAUACACAGACUGCAUACGGGAGGAAAACGUCAGGAAGAUUGUUCCAGCAAUUACAGAGCGCAUUGAAUGUCAUCCCCGAUUCAACAGAGCUGAGAAUCCAGAAAUCUGCAUCAUGGUAACUGGAAUUCCCAACGUUGGUAAAUCUUCUCUAAUAAACGCACUGCGAAGAAUACAUCUGAGGAAGGGAAAGGCCUCUAGAGUUGGUGGCGAACCUGGAAUUACCCGCUCAGUGCUGUGUAAAAUACAGGUAUCUGAAAAUCCUCUUAUCUACCUCUUGGACACUCCGGGUGUUCUCUCCCCACGUAUUGAGAAUGUUGAGACAGGAAUGAAAUUAGCGCUAUGUGGAACAAUCCUUGAUCAUUUGGUGGGAGAGGAAAUGAUAGCCGAUUACCUCCUUUAUACCCUAAAUAAUUACGCCCAACACAGCUAUGUGCAGCAUUAUGAACUGGAAGGACCAUGUGAUGACAUUGAGACACUCUUAAAGAAAAUUGCUAAAAAGCUGGGAAAGACUCAGGUGGUGAAAGCCAUCACUGGUACUGGGAACGUCAACAUAACUAUACCAAACUACAGCGCUGCUGCUUAUGACUUCAUACGUGCUUUCCGCAAAGGAGAUCUUGGCAGAGUGACAUUGGAUUGAUAAAGCACAAGUGGACUUGACAUCUGCAGAAUAUGCUUUGUGGCACUUGGCAAAGCGAGAUCCUUUAGAUGAGAACUGUUAUGGGUUAUGCUAAAUUUUACAAAUUUCAGUCAGUCAUUGAUAUGACUGCUGUGUUGCCUGGCUCUUUUUAUAUGCCUUCUGGAAUUGCUUGGGUUAGCAAGGAUUACAACGGUGUGAAACUCGCAGCCUCAGGAUCGGCUGUUUAAAUCUCAGGGCAUUGUAUGUGAACAGGCACCUAGAAAGGCUACCAAACACAAAUCAUAAUUAAUUGGACAUACAGGUACUCCUCACUUAAUGACCAGGUUCUGUUCCAACGACCUGGUUGUUAAAUGAGUAGCCAUUUAAUCAUUUUUUUAAGUAAUCUUUACUACUGUACUGUAUUGUGAAAAAUGUCUAAACGCAAAACUCAAUAACGUUGUUUUAAGUACAGAACACAAAUGAAAAUUAUGUACUGUACAAUGAAGUACAUCGCCUCGUUCGGGUGGGGAGAGCUGGUCAUAAGUCCGAUUGGUCUUUAAACGAAGAGUACCUGUAUGUAAUCAUUCUUCUGAGCGUACCUGGCACUUGGGGAUCCACACAGAACCUGGCUGAUAAGAUAUAGGGGAGAUAAGUUCCCUGGGAAUAGGUGGGUGCUACGCUGUGGGGGGGUAGUGUAUAGGGAGGUUGGGGAUGGAGGGAAAGUAUUCUCUGCUUUUCUUGGUACAGUGCAUCUGGAAAGUAUUCGCAGCACUUACAUUUUUCCACAUAUUGCAAAAUAGAUUAAAUGCUUUUUUUCCCUCCAAAUUCUACAAACCAUGCCCCCAUAAUGACAGCGUGAAAGAUGUUUGUUUUAAAUCUUUACAAAUUUAUAAAAAAAUAAAAUCACAUGUGCACAGCUUUUGCUCAAUACUUUGUUUAAGCACCUUUGGCACCAAUUACAGCCUCAAGUUUUUUUGGGUAUAAUGCUUCAAACUUGGCACCUAUUUUUGGGCCGUUCUCUCAUUCUUCUUUGUUGGACCUCUUAAGCUCCAUCAGGUUGGAUGGUGCACAGCCAUUUUCAGAUCUUUCCAGAGAUGUUCAAUCGGGUUCAAGUAUGGGC
Molecule: messenger RNA, 2402 nt
Organism: Rana temporaria (common frog)
Lineage: Eukaryota; Metazoa; Chordata; Amphibia; Anura; Ranidae
Gene: MTG1
Product: mitochondrial ribosome associated GTPase 1
Exons: 12
Coding region: 368-1303 (311 amino acids)
Cellular component (GO): mitochondrion
Molecular function (GO): GTP binding; GTPase activity
Source: RefSeq, a predicted model, not a curated record